Molecule: messenger RNA, 779 nt
Organism: Corythoichthys intestinalis (scribbled pipefish)
Lineage: Eukaryota; Metazoa; Chordata; Actinopteri; Syngnathiformes; Syngnathidae
Gene: mrpl51
Product: mitochondrial ribosomal protein L51
Exons: 4
Coding region: 166-561 (131 amino acids)
Biological process (GO): translation
Cellular component (GO): mitochondrial large ribosomal subunit
Molecular function (GO): structural constituent of ribosome
Source: RefSeq, a predicted model, not a curated record
AACGCAAUGCAUUGUGGGACAAUGAGUAAAGAUGGCUGCAUCCUUGAACAGCAUGCUAAAAUGUCAAUAACGUAGCUUCUAAAGCGUCGAGCUUUACUUAUUGUCGUGUUUAUCGUUCUCGUAACUAAAUAUUCAACUGGAGUGCAAUUGAGAAGAGCACAAAACAUGUUUGCCGUGUGCGGCUUGUUACGAGCUGGAGUUUCUUUCUGUCGGUCGGCGGGUGCUCUGCUGGACGCAUCUCGAAGCUUUUCCACCGGUACAUGUCAGCACAGAAAGAUGGAUGCCAUGCCCAAGCCCAAAGUGGUAGACAGGUGGAAUGAGAAAAGAAGCAUGUAUGGAGUAUAUGACAAUAUAGGAAUUUUAGGAGAUUUCAAAGCUCACCCCAAAGACCUUAUCAUCGCCCCCGUUUGGCUGAAGGGUUUCCAGGGCAACGAGCUGCAGCGUCUCAUCAGGAAGAAGAGGAUGGUGGGAAACCGAAUGAUGACCCUGGAAAAACACAACAUGGAGAAGAGGAUCCGCUUCCUCUAUAGACGCUUCAACCGUUAUGGCAAACAUCGCUAACAUGUCGCAAAGGCAUCUGAUGCUGUCGUGUAUUUGACUUUAUUUUAUAAUUGUAUGUUGAUCAAUAAACACGUGUUGACAAGGAAGCACUUCUUGUGAAACAUUGUUUGCCUGACAAUGUACAUGUGCUCUGAAUUAUGGAAUUAGAGGAAGUAAAGUUGAUUAUUUUUAUGUUGUUACUAUUUGGACACUAUUAUGACACUCCAUAUAUAAAUAUA